GUGGGGUGAGAGAGGGAAGGAGAGAAAGAGAGAGGGAGGGAAGGAGGAAGGAACAGAAAGUUUAUGUACAUAAAUCUUUUUUUUAAAAAAACGUAUUGCUGCACCUGGUAGCUGGCUUUACUGACACAGAUAGGAGAGGUCUGUUCAGUGCUUAAAUAGCUGAGAAACAAUGGGAUAGUGCAGGAAAGUUAACAAUUAACAAUCUCGGCUUAAAUUUUGUAACUGCAGGGAACUGAAAGCACAGCUGCCUCUCUCUUCAACAAAAUCAGGUCUCCUGGUUAAGGGAAGACUUCUUGUUAAUACCUUAGCUUCUGGAAAAUAAGCAGCUUCGAGCUGAAUGAGAAUCAUGCAGUUAUGGUUUUAACUCGCCUGCUCGUAUUUAAGUAUCUCUGCUCAUUUUAAAGAGAGAGGCUGAGAAAGGGGUAACGAGGCUUUUGAAAUGCGUUUUACUUUACUUUUUUUAAAUUAAGAGUGCGGGACAGAAAAGAAAGCUGAAGGCAGCCAGCUGAAGAGAAGUAGCAAAGAAGAUGGGUCUGCUAAGUGUGGAUUUGCUAAUCACACUUCAGAUCCUGCCGGUCUUUUUCUCCAAUUGCCUCUUCCUCGCGCUGUAUGACUCUGUGAUCCUCCUGAAGCAUAUGGUGCUAUUUCUGAGCCGGUCUAAGUCCGGGCGCGGUGAGUGGCGGAGGAUGCUGACCUCGGAGGGGCUGCGCUGCGUGUGGAACAGCUUCCUCCUGGACGCCUACAAGCAGGUCAAACUAGGAGGAGAAGCCCCAAACUCCAGUGUAAUCCACAUAGCCAAUGGCAGCAAUGGCAGCAAUAAGAAGAGUGUCGGUAGCAAGUGUGGAACCAAAUGCCACCUUCUGGAUUUUGCCAACUCUGAGCGGCCAUUGGUGGUCAACUUUGGUUCAGCUACCUGACCACCGUUCACAAGCCAGCUGUCGGCCUUCAGCAAGCUGGUGGAGGAGUUCUCUGGUGUGGCUGACUUUCUGUUGGUCUACAUUGAUGAGGCUCACCCGUCAGAUGGCUGGGCUGCUCCUGGAAUCUCUCCCUCUUCAUUUGAAGUUAAGAAACAUAGGAACCAGGAAGACCGAUGCGCAGCUGCUCAUCAGCUCUUAGAGCGCUUUUCUUUGCCGCCUCAGUGCCAAGUGGUGGCUGACUGUAUGGACAACAAUGCCAAUGUGGCCUAUGGCGUUUCAUUUGAGCGAGUAUGCAUUGUGCAGAGACAAAAAAUUGCCUACCUGGGAGGUAAAGGCCCCUUUUUCUACAAUCUGCAGGAGGUUCGGCUUUGGCUCGAACAAAACUUCAGCAAAAGAUGA
Molecule: messenger RNA, 1316 nt
Organism: Cuculus canorus (common cuckoo)
Lineage: Eukaryota; Metazoa; Chordata; Aves; Cuculiformes; Cuculidae
Gene: DIO2
Product: iodothyronine deiodinase 2
Exons: 2
Molecular function (GO): thyroxine 5'-deiodinase activity
Source: RefSeq, a predicted model, not a curated record